AUGGGCCUGGGUCGCUCGCUCAACGCGCUCAUCCGCGACGGCCGCACCAAGAACGUCCCCCACCUCGCUCUUCGAUGUCUCGCUCUCUGCGUCCCCGUUUUUGCUCUCCCACGACUGCAGACCUGCGUCUCGUACAACAUGCAGCCGGCCUCCGGCGCGCGCGCACACCGCGUCCAAGCCACCGCCCGCUGGCUGUCCAACCGUCUGGGCCGCUUGCUCGACGACAUCACCGACGUGGUCGCGCAUGAGAGCCUUGUGGGACAGCUCGUCGUGCUCCUGGUCGCCAUAGGGCUUGCUUCGUUCCGGAAGCCUGAUCCUGUCCACUUCGUUGGCAUCGUGAUCGCGCUCGUUGGGGUGUUGCUGCACCUGGAGCUCACGCGAGACGUGACUCUGCCUGGCAAGUCUUGCUCCGCUGCCAGCGCUCGAAGCCGCGUGCCGCUCGCGAGCGAGAUCCACGCGUGCCUGCCCUUUUUGGGCAUGCCCCUGCAGGAGCUUCGCGGUCGAUUCGACGGCCGCCUGUUUCCUAGCGACGAUGCCCUAUUCGAGAAGCGUCUCACGACGGUCGCUGUCAUCCAUGGCACCGGAAGCAAUCCCAUGGUUCUCCCACUGGCAGAACUGCCUAGUAAGACAGCCGGGGCAGCCCGCAUCGAGUCUCUGGAUGAAAUUCCCUCCCCCGACGAGGUUUGGCAAAGUAUGUCGCAUGGGGACUGCGUCUCCGCCGAACGCUUCGCAGGAUUCUUCACCGUCACUCGGGGCGCUAUUCACCCGGCUACGCUAUGGCUCAUGAUGCUGCCGAUCCUGUUCACCUGGAGUGAGGAAGGGCGAUGGGCUCUUCGACCGGGCUGGGACCAUGCACAGGCUGCACUUGGCAAACUCGGCGUGGUGAGAUUCAUCAUAGCGGCUAGGAGGAGCAUCCUGCGCGAGGCUGGACGCCGCCGGCCGCCGGCCACCAUAGCAGCCCAGGACAGCGAUUCCAGAUCUUCACGUGUCCUGCGCACGAUACAUCGUGAGCAUGUACAACGAACUACUCAAGGUGUCGAGCGGGAAGACUCCGCAGCACUGCUCCAGGCUGAAAUCAAACGACUGCAAGAGCUCGUCCGGCGAAGCGAAGAGCAGGCCAGAGAGUCCACAACACGAGAGGCCCGCUUAUCGGAGGAGCUAUCCGAGCAAAGGGAUUCAGCGGCAAAGUUCGAGGCCAAGGUUAAACUGUUGCAACAAUCUCAUCGAUCCUUCGUCCAUCAGAGUGAAGAGCCCCCCGAAAAGCUCGCCGACCAGAAGACUGCUAUUUCAUCUCUCGAGGCUGCGCUUAGGCAGGCGCAGAAAGAUGCAAGCAGCCAAGCUGAGCAGGUCCGCCUACGUGAUCAGCAGCUCGCUCAGCAAAGUGAAGAGCACGCCAGAGAGCUUGCUGGGCAGAACACUACUGUUACAGCACUCGAACGGGCGCUUAAGCUGGCGCACAGUACAGCGGCAGAUCCAUCUCAGCGAGAAUCUUCCCUCCACGCAGAGUGCACGAAACAGGUGACCGACCUUUCAGCGCAGCUUUCUGGGCAAACGAGCUCUGUGGCGAAGCUCGAAGGCGAGCUUUCCGAGGCCCGAGAAGCUCUGACAGCUUCAAGCACGGCAAAAGACGCACUGGAACAACAGGUUGCCAGUCUCACGACUGCUCUGGGGAAGCCGCGCGACAAUCACCUGCAAAGGCUCCUCCGCAUCGGCGAUUAUCCUCUUCCUGGAGCGCUGGGCGGAGACGGAGAAGGCUCCGUGCUGAGCGUGAGCGAGGACAGGGCCCGUGUCACUCUUCACAACCACACGAACAAGGCCUUUGAUUUCGGGUUCGACUACGUCUUCGACUCGAUUGACAACGACAAAUUCGCAACAGCGUUCGAGCCCUACUUUGACCGCGUCGUCAACGGCGGUGUCAGCAUCAUCAUGACAGAUGGCCCGUCGUCCAGCGGCAAGUCGCAUACCCUGGUAGUCGGCGAAAGGUCCGUCGGGCAGGCUGCCGGGCGCUACCUGCUGGAGUACGCCAAUGAAGGCAUACUCAUCAAGGCCGCGGAAAUGUUGAGCAGCCAAAGCGAGCUGGAAGCGAUGAGUGCGAAAGAACAGCAGCAAUUCGGCGUGACGGAGUCGGCAGGCGCCUAUCUGGUUACGACGCCAGCCGGCGUGGCAGCUGUGCUGGCACACGUUGAGCGUAAACGCACGACACGUCCGACAAACAUGAACAAAAACUCAUCCAGAAAGCACCUGCUCGUCGAGAUGUCAACGCAACAUUUGGGAGAUCAAGAGCGCGCAGGCCGCCUCGUCUUGCUCGACGUCUGCGGCGCCGAGCGCCAGGAUGACGUCGGCACCAACGACCACACCACGCUGGAGAUUAAUCGCACCAGGAGCCAGUACCAAGGCGCCCUAAGAGCCCUCCGCACGCCUGCUGGGGACAUGGUCCAGCACAGGAGGAGCGGUCCCCUCGCAGCCUUUCUAUGCAAAAACAUGGAGACCGUCACCUGCAAGCCGGACGAUGGCACGAGACUUGCCAGAUGGCCCAUGGCGGCUCUCAUCACGCACGCCAACCGUCAACAUGCAUCGAAUCUCACCUACGUUUCGCUCAGAUGGUCCGAUGAGGAUGCCUCGAGGCAAGCCAAGAAGCCUUGA
Messenger RNA from Didymosphaeria variabile, 2643 nucleotides. RefSeq lists its product as uncharacterized. Gene Ontology annotation, cellular component: microtubule; kinesin complex. Gene Ontology annotation, biological process: microtubule-based movement. The transcript has 4 exons. Lineage: Eukaryota; Fungi; Ascomycota; Dothideomycetes; Pleosporales; Didymosphaeriaceae. The record is from RefSeq and is a predicted model, not a curated record. The coding region runs from base 1 to 2643 and encodes 880 amino acids. Gene Ontology annotation, molecular function: microtubule motor activity; ATP hydrolysis activity; microtubule binding.